UUGUCGGUCCGCGUUUCCUCCAAGUAGACCGUGAACCUACAUAAACCACUACUUUAUUCUAAACUUCUCAUUUUCGCCAGAGCCAGUUGCCGGUCAGUUUAUUAUGUGACACGCCGCGAAAGUGAUAGUUGCAGCCUUUGGACAGUGCAAUCGCCGUCGAGGGUGCCGUCGCCAUGUUGGAUUAGGGCGGCCUUGAACUUGUGUCCCGGUUAAUGAUGAACAGUGACGCUUUCUAAAAUGAAGUUAGCUGUCGUGAUCAUAAUCGGUGUGUUUACCGUGACGUCGGCCAUCCGAGUGCCGACUUCUUGGAAGAAGAAUGGACAGACGCAUGCUAGAUUCAGGACGGGGGAAAUCGCGCCAAAUGUGCAAACACACGAACGAGUCAAUAGGAACGAAGAGGCUCGACAUCAUAACCUCAAAAAGCCAGAGGUUAAGAAGGAGUUUAGAGCUAGUGCAACGUUGGGGGAGUGGAAGCCGGUUUUUCCCUCGUUCCAUGGGUUUCUACCAGCGCCGACUUUCCCUGGAUACCGAAAACAACAAAAACCGGCCAAAACGUCACCGUUGUAUAAAAACUACCGCGAUGACGUCACGCAUGAACCCUCGGGAACCGACGAACACGUAGGUUACGAAAAACCGAAACCGAUAAGUGUGCACGAAGUACCUCUGGACGUUCCAACGCGUCCCAUAUACCCAGGGGAAGGACAGUGGGCUAAAAAGGGCAAAAAACAUAGACCUUUUAUUAGUAAACACGUGUUCACCCCACCCGAGCGCGAAGAAAACGAAGAAAAACCAGACGGCUACGAAACGUUCGAGAAGAAUAAGCAACUCUUCGAGCGACAUCGCCAGAAAUUCGGGCACGCCAAAGACGACGACAAUGAAGAAGACGAAGAAGACGAAUACGACGACGACGACGAAAAACAGGAGUUCGUCCCGACGAAAUUGUACACCCAGGUGCGACGCAGCGAGUCCGAACAACACCUUCCGACGUUAGUCGAAGACCCACGACUGCGCGAAGUGAUCAAAGAUUCGAAGAUACAGACUGUGUACACCGAAGAAGGGUACGAAGAUCUGGCUUAUGAUCACGCCGGCCACGAGAAGACGGCCGAAGAAGAUGAAGGCUACGCCGAGUUUGAUAAAGAAAUCGAAAGCGAGAAGACCAAGAGUGGCAAGACCGGCGACAGUGAAGCGCAAGGGUCGCACCACCACGUCGUCAAAAAACCCAAAAUGAAGAAAAACAAGUUGAUGAAGAGCGAAGAAAGCAAAACUCUGUCUGUGAAAAAAGACGACAAGAACACGGAAUUGGAAGUUUCGAGUCAAGUUAAAGUUUUGCACACUCCUAAUAACGAAACCAAGACGCACAAGUUUGUCAAAAUUUUUCCCAAAGUGUAUCGGUACGAUAAAGUGACGCCUGAGACUACCGACGGGAUUGCGAAAACGCAAAGUGCCAUAAACCACAACAAGAGACGCCAAAAACGCUACACCAACGACUUUCCGAAAAUCGUCGUCGACACGGACUUCAUCGACAAGAUCAACCACCGGCUUCCCCAAAUCGAACAAGUUGUAACCAAGCCGAAGUACCCUUAUUACAAUGACCCUACCAUCAACCCGUACUCGCCCCUUCGGUACGCCGAAGACUUGGACAACAUCCCGAAAAAAACGCAAGACGAGUUGGCGUUUUAUCACCAAGCGGACAAAAUCCGGUGUGCCGAAGUCCAAACUGACGUGGAUCCGAUCCCCCAUAGAGUGAAAAACGCGGACAAAGAUCCCGAGAACGUGGAAGACGCGACAGACGUUCAAGAAUUGGUGCAAAUGCCACGUUUGAUGAAUCUCGGGGACAAAAUAGACUGUUUUAAGAUCAAGUUCUUCGGGGAAGAUCCUCUAGACAGCCCGAUUUUUAAAGAGGAGAUUGGUCCGGUCCUUCCGAUUUUCAAAGUUUUCAAAAAGGUGAACACCGACCCGGACGUCAACGAAACCCGAGAGAAGAAAAAGUACUCGGCGAAGAUUCCUCAACCCGUUGACGAUAAGUCGGGGCUUAGAGACCACGAGUUGACUAUUUUGGCGGACGUGAUCAACCAGUUUAACAAGUCGCGGGAGUCGCGGGAGACCGAAGUGACCACGGUACGACCUGAAGUUACCGAAAACCAGACCGAGGUUUCCGUCAUUUCGAUAAUCACGACUCCGAAGUACACUAUCGAUUUGAAACCGAAACACAUAUAUCACCAGAUCGAGUUACUAGAGUACUUACCGCAGUACUCGAAAAUCGACAAUAGCACCGACAACGACGCUCCUAUCGUCGAUCGCAUGGGUAAAAGUCUGGACGAACCGACAACCACGAGCGCACCAAUCGAAGAAUCUCCCCCCGAAAGUCAAGCUUUGAAACACAGGAGACGACCAAGACCCAGACGCCCCUACUACCAGGUUUUCGACGUCAAUCAGUACCUUCCACGGAACACCUACUCGCUUUUGAAUCGGGUCAUCCGCACAAGCACGGUACUACCGCGCGGUGGUACCGACUACAAAAAAGAUAUUAAAGCUAGCGAACAACUCAACGUUUUUGCCGACGUCAUCAACAACAUCAAGAGUUCCGGCAAAAACCCCUACCAGGUGGGAGCGUCUUCGAAUCGGGUGUCCGUCAAGACCAAUCUUCUCGACAAUUAUCGAAAAAUCCCGGUUUUUGAAGCCGUUGACGAUAUCGAAGAGAGCGCCUAUUCCACGACUGUGGCUCCCAGAGGCACGAUCAAGUAUUCCUCCUACAAAAACAAAGAGCAACUGUUUGAAAACAUGGCCAACCGCGACAAAACCAAGUACGAGAAUUUGGAACUCUUGAAGAUCAAGAAGAGGUUGACGACGACGACUGAACCGUACGCGUCGGAUACAAGAGUGUCUUCGUCUGUCGAAGACGAGGACGACGACGAAGAGGAAGAAGACGAUGACGAGGAGUCAGUUGUGGGUUUGGUGCCUCCAGUCCCGAACAAAUACACGACGAUUUUCACUAAACCGUUGUCAAAAGAAACGAGAAUGAAUCUCUUCUACGUUCUAGGAAUGAAGCCGCCGUCUCCGAAACAGAAAGUUUACGUCUACUCUGAUUUUAAGCGACCGUUGAAAAGCAAGUACCGUAGAAGCAAACGCAGCGCUGUCAGACCCGCCUACUCCGAAGUGGUCCGAAAUAGAAACAAACCCAUAGAUGUAGACGACGUAACUGAAGCUGUAAUUGAAGAAGACGACGAUUAUGUUCCUCAUCGUCCGAAAAAUUAUCACUAUGACGAAAAAACGGGACGCAUUGUUUACGAUAAAACGGAAAAGGAGACAGAAGCGCCUGACGAAGAGUACAUAGAGGUGACAGAAGCGCCGAUACCGAAACCGACGAGACGAAACUCAGUGACGACGGUGAAGUUUGAAGAAUUCACUGGUCCUUCGUACGUCGAGUUUAUUAAGAAGUUGAAAAGUAAUCCGAAUUAUCAAGAAAUCACUGAUCCUCCUCCGACGGAAAAAGGGGAAGAGGUGACCACCACGAGUACGACUACGACGAAACCGGUUUCCACUGAUCCUCCUGAGUUUUUGAGCUUUCUGGCAAAGGUUAGAAGCGACUCUAGCUAUAAAGCCAUCCCUGAUAAAACGACGAGUAAGACGACGACGACGACCGAAGCCGCUGAAGUGGUAGAAGACGAAGAGGAAACGCAGCUCGAGAACGUGCAGAAUUCACCUGGAGGACAGAGCAGCGGACAGGGAUUUCAGAUUUUCGACAUCAACGACUACUUGCCCAAAGUCAAAAAUUACACCCCUACUACUUCCAUUGACUAUUCCAAGUAUAAAACGAUCGAACGGACACACGUUCCCUUGCGCCACAAUUUGAGCAGUCGUUACAAUUCCGACGAAGAAGACCCGGAGGACGUAAGAACCAGUAGAGUACCAGUUAUUUUGGAAGACAAAGACGACACGAAAGACGACAAUUUGGAGAUUAAUCCCGUGAUGAGUGAGAGUAAGAGGGAGGAAGUGGAACCUAGUACUACCACUAGUACGACGACGACGACAACCGAACCACCGCCAAGUACUAGACGAAGAACGCGCCCGAAAAGCAGAGGUACUAGAAGACCUACGACUGCCACCACGUCGUCCUCCACAGAAGACAACAACCCGGCGGUCCACAGCAAAACCAAGCGCGUUUUCCCCAGACGCCGUCCUUCUCGAAUCAAACUCAACAGAGCCACAACCGAAGCACCUGACUCAGAAAUAGAAGAAUCCGCUUCAGCUAAAGUCGUACGACGACGACACCAAAAAAGCGACAAUCUAACCACCAAAGCAGAAGUACCAGAAGACACCAAAACGAACCAAACCCAAAAUGCGACGUUGAAGAAAGACGGCGACGUGCAAGUUUUCCAGAAGUACGACCAGAAGAAGAGGCACGGUGGUGCUUAUACGAAAGAAUUGGAAGAAAAAAGACUGACCGACGUCGUCGCUAAACCUUCUUCUUAUUUUACAGAUCCGAAGCUUCCGAAGAAGAUUAAUCAGCUGGUGGAGGGCAAAGGGGGCGGGGUGGAGGAAGAGGUGACCGGGAGCGAUGAGACAGAGGAGGAGUACGACUAUGAGGGGUCGGAGGAGAAGGCGGCGACGACGAAGAAGCCGGUUUUUGUUAAAGAUCCCGCCAAGAGGUUGUACUAUUAUGCGCCUAUUUAAUUUAAUGAAGAA
Molecule: messenger RNA, 4686 nt
Organism: Zophobas morio
Lineage: Eukaryota; Metazoa; Arthropoda; Insecta; Coleoptera; Tenebrionidae
Exons: 2
Coding region: 238-4674 (1478 amino acids)
Source: RefSeq, a predicted model, not a curated record